AUGGCUACAAGUACAUCAGCAUCUCGGAAGAACUUCAUUGCCAUUUGUCAAAUGACGAACGACAAUAACCUGGAUGCCAACUGGAAGGUGGCCAGCGACAUGAUCGAGCAGGCCAAAGCACGCAAUUGCCAGAUGGUCUUCUUCCCAGAGUGCGUGGACUAUGUGGGCCGGACGCGGGAAGAAGAGGUAUCAUUGGCAAUUGAAGAGGGCGGAGAGUUCAUCAACCGGUUCCGAGAUUUGGCGAAAAAGCAUGGGAUCUGGAUCAGUCUCGGAGGGUUCCAUCGCAAGGACGGUGACAAAUUGCCCUUCAAUACGCACUUGGUGCUGAAUGGAAAUGGGGAGACGGCAGCAAGGUACGACAAACUGCACCUGUUCGAUUUGGAGAUCCCGGGGAAGGUGCGGUUGAUGGAGAGUGAAUUUAGUAAGGCCGGCACUGGGAUGGUCGCUCCAGUCGAAACGCCCGUCGGGAAGUUGGGGCUCUCAAUUUGCUACGAUAUUCGUUUCCCGGAGCUCUCGAUUUGGAACCGAAAACGAGGAGCUCAGAUUCUCUCCUUUCCGUCGGCUUUUACGGUGAACACGGGUUUGGCGCAUUGGGAGACAUUACUUCGCGCACGAGCCAUCGAAAAUCAAUGCUACGUGGUGGCUGCAGCUCAGACGGGAAAGCACAACGACAAACGCUCGAGCUACGGCCAUGCAAUGGUCGUCGACCCGUGGGGCGCCAUCAUCGCCCAGUGCAGCGAGAGAGUGGGCAUGGCGUUCGCCGAAAUCGACCUCGACUAUGUCGACGAAUUGCGCCAGAUGCAGCCCGUGUACUCGCAUCGAAGAGGCGAACUGUAUUCACUACACGCCAACGAGACUCGAGCUACCAACGAGGAGCUGAAGUUUGCCCAGCAUCCGAUCAAGCCGGAUUUCAUCUUUGCCCGCUCCGCGCAUUCGUUCGCAUUUGUUAACCUGAAGCCGGUGUUGGACGGGCAUGUUCUCGUGUCGCCGGUGAGGGUUGCCAAGCGGCUAAACGAUUUGACGGAUGAAGAGACGGCUGAUUUGUUUGUGCUUUGCAAGAAGGUCCAACGAAUGCUGGAAUCGCAUCACAACGUUGACUCGUCUACCGUAUGCGUACAGGAUGGUCCGAAAUCCGGGCAAACUGUUGAGCACGUCCACGUCCAUAUUCUGCCCCGGAAAGCCGGUGACUUUGGUGGGUCAAGCGACACGGUGUACCAGGAGCUGUCCAAACAUGAUGUCGACGAUCGAAAACCACGGACUGACGAGCAGAUGGCCACCGAGGCUGCGACGUAUCGCGAGAAACUUAAAAAUUGC
This is a messenger RNA of Mesorhabditis spiculigera, 1314 nucleotides long. The record is from the annotation of a GenBank genome assembly. NCBI's taxonomy places the organism in Eukaryota, Metazoa, Nematoda, Chromadorea, Rhabditida, Rhabditidae.